Messenger RNA from Perognathus longimembris pacificus (Pacific pocket mouse), 4266 nucleotides. RefSeq names its product integrin subunit alpha 7 (gene Itga7). Gene Ontology annotation, molecular function: integrin binding. The record is from RefSeq and is a predicted model, not a curated record. Bases 192 to 3737 code for a protein of 1181 amino acids. The transcript has 26 exons. Gene Ontology annotation, cellular component: external side of plasma membrane; integrin complex. NCBI's taxonomy places the organism in Eukaryota, Metazoa, Chordata, Mammalia, Rodentia, Heteromyidae. Gene Ontology annotation, biological process: cell-cell adhesion; cell adhesion mediated by integrin; leukocyte migration.
GUCGCUGUAGCAGUCCUAGCGUGUCCUGGGGCUGCGGAGGGGUGGGAGAGAGAAGGGUUGGGGUGACAAAAGAUCGGUAGACCCCCGAGAGACCCGUUAGACUUCCGAAGCCAGAAACACGCCUGGGGCAGACCUAGGGCUCCCGGCUUGCCCUCGCGGGGACCGCGCGCCCCGCGCGCGUGGGCGGCCCUAUGGCUGGGACUCGGAGCCGCGAUCUUCGGGGAUCCCCCCGGAUUUGCUACCUCCUUGGCUCCUUGUUCUUCGGGUCGCUCUUCCCACGAGCUGUCUCCUUCAAUCUGGACGUCAUGGGCGCCCUUCGCAAGGAGGGCGAACCAGGCAGCCUCUUCGGCUUCUCCGUGGCUCUGCACCGGCAGCUACAGCCCCAACCCCAGAGCUGGCUGCUGGUGGGUGCGCCCCAGGCCCUGGCUCUUCCUGGGCAGCAGGCAAAUCGCACUGGAGGCCUCUUCGCUUGCCCCCUGAGCCUCGAGGAGACUGACUGCUACCGAGUGGACAUGGACUCCGGAGCUAAUCUGCAAAAGGAGAGCAAGGAGAAUCAGUGGUUGGGAGUCAGUGUUCGGAGCCAGGGACCUGGGGGAAAGAUUGUGACCUGUGCACACCGAUAUGAGUCAAGGCAGCGAGUGGACCACAUCCUGGAGACUCGGGACAUGAUUGGUCGCUGCUUUGUGUUGAGCCAGGACCUGGCUAUCCGUGAUGAUUUGGAUGGUGGGGACUGGAAGUUCUGUGAAGGGCGUCCCCAGGGCCACGAACAGUUUGGGUUCUGUCAGCAGGGCACAGCUGCUGCCUUCUCCCUCGACAACCACUACCUUCUCUUUGGGGCUCCAGGAACCUAUAACUGGAAGGGCACGGCCAGGGUGGAGCUCUGUGGACAGGGCUCGGCGGACCUGGUUCACCUGGACGACGGGCCCUACGAGGCGGGGGGCGAGAAGGAGCAGGACCCCCGCCUUAUCCCGGUCCCUGCCAACAGUUACUUUGGGUUGCUUUUUGUGACCAACAUUGAUAGCUCAGACCAUGACCAGCUGGUGUAUAAAACUUUGGACCCUGCUGCCCGGCUCCCAGGACCAGUCGGAGACUUGGCCCUGAAUAGCUACUUAGGUUUCUCCCUUGACUCUGGGAAGAGUCUGGUGCGUGCGGAGGAGCUGAGCUUUGUUGCAGGGGCCCCCCGUGCUAACCACAAGGGUGCUGUGGUCAUUCUGCGCAAGGACAGCGCCAGCCGCCUGGUGCCUGAGGUUGUGCUGUAUGGGGAGCGCCUGACCUCUGGGUUUGGGUACUCAUUGGCGGUGACAGAUCUCAACAAUGAUGGUUGGUCAGACUUGAUCGUGGGUGCCCCCUAUUUCUUUGAGCGCCAAGAAGAGCUGGGAGGUGCCGUGUAUGUGUACAUGAACCAAGGCGGUCACUGGUCAGAGGUCUCACCACUCCGGCUCUGUGGCGCCCCUGAUUCCAUGUUUGGGAUCAGCUUGACUGUCCUGGGGGAUCUCAACCAAGAUGGCUUCCCAGAUUUUGCAGUGGGAGCUCCCUUUGACGGGGCUGGGAAAGUCUUUAUCUACCAUGGGAGCAGCAUGGGGGUUGUCACCAAACCUUCACAGGUCCUGGAAGGGGAGGCCGUGGGCAUCAAGACUUUUGGCUACUCCCUGUCGGGUGGCCUGGAUAUGGAUGGAAACCACUACCCCGACCUGCUGGUGGGCUCGCUGGCGGACACUGCUGUGCUCUUCAGGGCCAGGCCUGUCCUCCACGUUUCCCAUGAAAUCUUUGUGGCUCCUCCAGCCAUCGACCUAGAACAGCCCAACUGUGCUGCUGACCGCUUAGUCUGUGUGGACUUGAGGAUCUGUUUCAGCUACAUUGCCAUGCCCAGCAGCCAUAGCCCUAUUGUGGCCCUGGAUUAUAUGCUAGAUGGUGACACAGACCGGAGGCUCCGGGGUCAGGUUCCUCGUGUGACCUUCCUGAGCCGUAACCCUGAUGACCCCAAGCACCAGGCCUCAGGCACCGUGUGGCUGAAGCACCAGCAUGACCGAGUCUGCGGAGAUGCCAUGUUCCAGCUACAGGAGAAUGUCAAAGACAAGCUUCGGGCCAUUGUGGUGACCUUGUCCUACGGUCUCCAGACCCCUCGGAUCCGGCGACAGGCUCCUGGCCAGGGGCUGUUCCCAGUGGCACCUAUCCUCAAUGCCUACCAACCUAGCACCCAGCGAGUAGAGAUCCACUUCCUGAAACAAGGCUGUGGUGAAGACAAGAUCUGUCAGAGCAACCUGCAGCUGGUCCAGGCUCGCUUCUGUUCCCGGGUCAGCGACACGGAGUUCCAGCCCCUGCCCAUGGAUGUGGAUGGGGAGACAGCCCUGUUUGCACUGAGUGGACAGCCAGUCAUCGGCCUGGAGCUGAUGGUCACCAACCUGCCCUCGAACCCAGCCCAGCCCCAGGCUGACGGGGACGAUGCUCAUGAAGCCCAGCUCUUGAUCACCCUUCCUCCCACUCUGCACUACUCAGGAGUCCGGGCCCUGAACUCCCUGGAGAAGCCACUCUGCCUGUCCAAUGAGAAUGCCUCCCGUGUUGAGUGUGAACUGGGGAACCCCAUGAAGCGAGGCUCCCAGGUCGCCUUCUACCUCAUCCUCGGCACCUCUGGGAUCACCAUUGAGACCACAGAGCUGGAGGUGGAGCUGCAGUUGGCCACGAUCAGCGAGCAGGAGCUGCACCCGGUCUUUGCUCGAGCCCACGUCUUCAUUGAGCUGCCACUGUCCAUUGCAGGGGUGGUCACACCCCAGCAACUCUUCUUCUCUGGCGUGGUGAAGGGCGAGAGUGCCAUGCGGUCUGAGCGGGAUGUGGGCAGCAAGGUCAAAUAUGAGGUCACGGUCUCCAACCAAGGACAGUCCCUCAACACUCUGGGCUCUGCCUUCCUCAACAUCAUGUGGCCUCAUGAGAUUGCCAACGGGAAGUGGCUGCUGUAUCCCAUGCGGGUGGAGCUGGAAGGAGGGCAGAGGCCAGGGCAGAAAGUGCUCUGUUCCCCUAGGCCCAACAUCCUCCACCUGGAUGUGGAUAGCAGGGAGAGGAGGCGGCGGGAGCUGGAGCCCCCAGAGCAGCAGGAGCCUCAGGAGCAGCUACAGCCUAGCACAUCCUGGUGGCCAGUGUCUUCUGCUGGGAAGAAGAAAAACAUCACCUUGGACUGUGCCCGGGGCACGGCCAACUGCGUGGUGUUCAGUUGCCCCCUCUACAGCUUUGACCGGGUGGCGGUGCUGCACGUCUGGGGCCGCCUCUGGAACAGCACCUUUCUGGAGGAAUACUCAGCUGUGAAGUCCCUCGAAGUGAUUGUUCGAGCCAACAUCACUGUGAAGUCUUCCAUCAAGAACUUGGUGCUCAGAGAUGCCUCCACAGUGAUCCCAGUGAUGGUCUACUUGGACCCCAUGGCUGUGGUGGCAGAAGGAGUUCCCUGGUGGAUCAUCCUCCUGGCAGUGCUGGCUGGGUUGUUGGUGCUGGCGCUGUUGGUGCUGCUGCUGUGGAAGAUGGGAUUCUUCAGGCGGGCGAAGCACCCCGAGGCCACCGUGCCCCAGUACCAUGCAGUGAAGAUCCCUCGGGAAGAUCGACAGCAGUUCAAGGAGGAAAAGACGGGCAUCAUCCUGAGAAGCAGCUGGGGCAGCCCCCGCAGGGAGGGCCCCGACACACACCCCAUCUUGCCUAUGGAUGGUCACUCUGAACUGGGCCCUACCGGGCAUCCUGUGCCAGCCACUGCCUAGCUUCCUUUGUCCCAUGCUGCCAGGGGUUCCCUUUACCCCUUCUUGAGUGGCUUUCCAGAAUGAAGAAGGUGGAGGGGGUUGUUGGGGUGGCAACAGGACUUGGCAGGGCCUGCUUCCUCAAGGGGUGCAGACCUCUCCCACCCAGGAGCACCACCCCUCCAAUUUCUCUUUAGAAUGCUGAGGGGUCACGGGAGGGCUGUGGGCAGGGCAGGAAGGGGAGGGAGGCCCUGAUAGAAGGCGGGAAGAUGGGAUCCCAAUCCCCCCUCUCCCAUUCACCCCUACCUCUCCCUUCUCCAGCUACCCUAUGUAACUUGUCUUCCCCAAAGUGCCUUAGCCAGAGGGUCAGGGAGGAGAUUGUGUCAUGGACUCAGGGGCUCCUCCCUCCCUAGUUUCCCCUCUCCUCUGACCUUAGUUUGCUGCCUUAGUCUAGUAGGUUUUGUUUAUUUAUUAAAAAAUAUUGGAAGAAAAAAAAAUAACCCUCUGGCUUUUUUUUUUAUUGCCUAACGGUCCUUCAUCCUGGGUACAGGGA